Molecule: messenger RNA, 1823 nt
Organism: Morus notabilis
Lineage: Eukaryota; Viridiplantae; Streptophyta; Magnoliopsida; Rosales; Moraceae
Exons: 4
Coding region: 443-1579 (378 amino acids)
Source: RefSeq, a predicted model, not a curated record
GCUCUCUCUCUACUACCCCAUUUGAUCGUCUACUACCAGAAUCAACUGCCAUAGUGUCAUCGCUGCCGCUUUCCGGCAAACCUCCGCCCUGAAACAUCCCGCCCGAGCGGGGUAUUUUUGAAUUUUUAGAAAUAAUGAUAGCUUAAUCUGCUAAAAAUGGUUUAGCCAGAAAAAAAAAACGCCGCACGUGCGGUGUCAAAUGCCGCCAAGAUAGCACGUAUAAAGGAUCUUUUUUCCUUUUUUCUUUUGAAAUUCCAAAUUCGAAACCCAAAAAACGAAAGGAAAAAAAAGAAAAUAGUUUCGAAAUGGGUUUUUCGGAUUUCCAUCGCUCCGAUAAUGGGUUUCUUGAUCCGUAGCUCCUAAUCUUAAUUGGGUUCUUUUUUAUUUUUCUCGGAAUACUCGAAAUUUUUUUCUGGGUUUUUUUUUCCUCCUGUUUGAAGGCAUGAAUUUGGGAGACCUUAAUAAAGUAUGGGAGAUCAAGGCCUUGAAGAAGCCGGGAGAAGAAGAAGCCAAGAAGAUUCUAGAAAGAAUCGCCAAACAGGUUCAACCCAUUAUGCGUAACCACAAAUGGCGUGUUAAGCUUCUCUCCGAAUUCUGCCCAAACAAUCCGUCUCUUCUGGGACUGAAUGUAGGAGGAGGAGUUCAGGUGAAGCUCAGGCUUCGGAGGCCGAAUCGGGAGUGGGAUUUCUUCCCUUUCGAUCAAAUUCUCGAUACAAUGCUCCACGAGCUUUGUCACAAUGUUCAUGCCCCUCAUAAUGCUAGCUUCUACAAGCUUUGGGAUGAACUUAGAAAGGAAUGUGAGGAGUUGAUGACCAAGGGAAUAACUGGCACGGGGGAGGGGUUUGAUCUUCCUGGGAGGUGUUUGGGUGGAUUUUCCCGGCAACCUCCUCUCUCUUCUCUUCGUGCAACUGCACUUGCUGCAGCAGAAAAGCGAUCCCGUAUGGGAUCUCUUCUACCAUCUGGACCUAAGCGUCUUGGCGGUGAUAGCACUAUUAUGGUUGCCCUUAGUCCUAUACAAGCUGCUGCAAUGGCUGCAGAAAGGAGAUUGCAGGAUGAUCUCUGGUGUGGUUCUGUUUCUGGUGAAGCUGUGGACGAUGGAGAAGGAAGCAUUGAUAAAUCACAUGAUCUUGCACGUAGGGAGCAAGGUGCGGGAACCUCAAAGCUUGGUUAUGAUUCAAGUGUCCUUGCCUCAGAUUCCACGUCACGGAAGAGAAUUCGUGAAUCAAAUAAAUUUUCUUCAGUUCAAUCUCCUAAUGGCCACUUGGGGUCCAAUUUUGUGGAUCUGUCUUGUGAGCCGUCUUCUGGGUCCACGUUUAACUUUGACACCAAACAUAAUAUAGAGGAAUCUGCCAUGUGGGAGUGUGGAACAUGCACUUUGUUGAAUCCGCCAUUGGCUCCAAUUUGCGAGGUCUGCGGCACGCAAACGCCAAGAGAUGUGGGGACCAAGUACAAAUUUUGGUCAUGUAAAUUCUGCACUCUGGAGAAUUGCGUGAAGUUAGAUAAAUGUUCUGCUUGUGGUCAAUGGAGAUACUCACACGGUCCACCAGUGGCAGCCCAAGCACCUAAUAUUGGCACUUGAGAGAUGAAAUGCUAAAAGUAUGUUAGCCUCUGAGCUCCCUACACUUGUAUAAAUAUUUUUAUUUUCUUUUGGCUUAGAACCUUGUGAAUCACCAAAAAGUCUCUGGAACAUAUCUUUCCAGUGAACAUUUUGGUUUGGACAGUGUCAUUUGAGCCCGUACGACAAUCAUACAAACUCUAAUUUGGUAAAGGUGCUAAUGUUGCUAUAUGGGGAUUUUGGGAGCAUCAAUUCAUUGGUUAUAUCA